AUGCCCGUGGGCGGUGACUACGAGAAGUCGUGGCCUCCUCUGAUCAGAAGUCUUUUCUAUCUUUUCGUCCUCCUGUGGUCCUUUCAGGGGGUCGGUAUCAUAUGCGACGAAUUUAUGGCGGCGAUCGAGAAGAUCACCAGCAGCAAGUGCUCCAAAUGGAUAACCAAUCCCGCUGGGCAGAAGGUUGAAGUGCGCGUCACAGUCUGGAAUGAGACCCUUGCGAACCUGAGUCUGAUGGCACCUUGCUCCUCAGCUCCAGAAAUUCUUCUUUCUACUGUGGAGCUUUGCAGCAAUCGGUUCUUCUCGGGCAGCCUUGGCCCACAGACGGUUGUUGGAAGCGCAUCCUUCAACUUGUUCUGUAUAUCAUCCGUGUGCAUCUCGGCCCUCGCGCCCGGGGAGGUGCGAAGAAUCGAGAAGUAUCCAGUCUUCUGUUUCACUUGCGCUGCAUCAGUGCUGGCUUACGUGUGGAUGCUGGUCGUGCUGGCUGGCAUCACGCCUGACCGUGUAGAUCUUGCGGAAGGAGUGAUCACCUUGCUGCUCUUCUUCGUGUUUCUGGGCAUUGCCUUCAUGCUGGACAAGUACUUCUCCACAAGUUCCGUAGAUCCUGAUGUGGCGGAGGACAGCUCAUGCCCAUGCAGAUUGCCACCCAAAAACUCGCUACUGUACCCCAACCUGAAAAGCAGAUACUCAGCCACUCAGCAGUUCUGCGCAGCAUUCAGCAGCGUACCGGCACGGGCGGGUGAUGCAGGAGUUCGAGCUAUGAUGAAGACUCAGGGGAACAAACCGUCCUGCGAAAUGCGGAACUCCAAGAACGAGGCCAAAGGCGAGGUAUGGACUCCUUGCGUUCCUGUUGCUUCUGACAUUCUGCUUCCGUCUUCCUUGCAGUGGAAAGCAGAAAAGCUGACCGUUGCAGGCCAAAUUCUUAGGCUCUCCACUGGUGGAAAGAAGCAGCCGAGCAUUUUUACGUAUGGCUUCCUGGAGUCAGAGGUUGUCUGCAACGAGGGUGAUGGCUUUGCCAGCCUGCAGAUUGCAGCGCUGAAUGGCCCGCACGCGGCACCUGUCCGUGUAAAGUAUCGAACCCGGAAUGGGAUGGCGAAAGCAGGGAAGCGGUAUCACCAGAGAUCUGGUGUGCUGCAUUUCGUGGCCGAGGAAGAGAAACAGGAACUAAGGAUACCUCUCAUGAUGGCAAGAGGCCCUCCUGAGGAAUUCUAUGUGGAGCUCACAGAGAUCAAGGGCGACGGAGCCGAGGGGAAGAAGAACCCACCGAUCCUUGGACAAAGUGUCCGCUGCCAGGGGCUUAGACUUGCUUGCUCUGCACAGAGGCUCUGUCAAGCGGAAAAAACACGUAUGGCCUGCCAUGGGCUAACCUUAGACUCUCGAAGAAUGCAGCACUUGGCGGCCGUUCCCAGCGGGAUGCUUAGUUUUGCGCAGGACAGGCUCCUCGACGUCGAGUCUACUCAGGAUGCGAGGGCAUUAUCAGAUAUCCGAUCUGAAGCAAAGUCGGAGGUCAAGUCCGAAGCCAGAUCCGAAGCCAGAUCUGAUGCCAGAUCAGAUGUGCAGCAAGCCACAAGCAAACUUUCGAGCGUGCAGGCAGUGGAAGCCUUCUUCUGCAACGGAAGCCCCGAGGAGCAGGCACAGGCGACCGCGUUCGACUGGCUCAUGCACUGCUUGGCGUUGACCUGGAAGAUUGCUUUCAUGAUCGUGCCCCCUCCAUCACUGCUGGGUGCAUACCCGGCCUUCUUCUGCUCCCUGCUCGGGAUUGGCCUGGUCACGGUGGUCAUCAACGAUGCCGCGAGCCUUUUGGGUUGCUCCGUAGGCAUGGCAGAUGACCUGACGGCGAUUACUCUGGUAGCCCUCGGGACGAGCUUGCCGGACACCAUGGCCUCUAGAACAGCUGCGAAGUCAGAUGACACUGCCGACAACUCCAUCGGCAACAUCACCGGAAGCAACACGGUCAACGUGCUGCUGGGUAUGGGCAUCAGCUGGACAAUUGGCGCUGCGUACUGGGCCCACAAUGGGGUCACGGAUGACCCUUGGCGUACUGCUAGAGCAGCAGCACUAACACAAAGAGUGUCUGCGGGCUGA
Molecule: messenger RNA, 2085 nt
Organism: Symbiodinium natans
Lineage: Eukaryota; Dinophyceae; Suessiales; Symbiodiniaceae
Source: the annotation of a GenBank genome assembly